UAGGAAAAGAACUGUGGCAAGAACAUAUUUCAUAUACAGUAGUCGAUUUCAAGGACACUGAAGUAAAUCUUCAAGGUGCCACAGGAAGACGAAACGUUUCCUUAACGGGUGAAGGAGACGGGAGGACGAAGAAGAGGCUCGGCUAAAUAUUUUAUGUAUACGUAUGUGGAAAAGAUCAAGGGAAAGCUCCUUCCCUGUUUCGUGGGAAGCGCCUGAGGGAGAAGGAUUUCUGCUCACGCCUCCUCAGAGGAGCUCCGAGAGGGGACGAAAGGCGAGGAGGAAGCUGGCGGAGCAGCCCUUUCAUUUAUUUAUUUAUUUGUUUGUUUAGGCUCUGCUCCUGCUUUUGGCCUGAGGCGGGAAGGAGCGGCGAGUUUCCCCGCCCGGCCGAGUCAGGCUCUCUCCUCAGGCGCGGCCUCGGCCUCAAGGAAGCGACAGGCGAGAGACCGCGCGCGCCAAGGAGCUCCGCCGCCACCGCCACCGCCGCGAGAAUGAGCCGGGAAAGGCCCCUUCUGGCCUCGGUUUGGUGGUUAAAAAUUCACUAAUUUGUUUAUAAGGAGAUCCCAGGUUUGGGCUGAAAGCUCCAUCAUGUCAAAAGAGAUUAAGAACCUCCAGAAACGGUGGAACGUCCUACUGGAAACUGUUCACAGCAAUUCCCAUGUUGUGGCCUUUAUGAACUCCCGAGUUGGCCGCUACUUAGAUGACCAUCCCUUUGUCUCCCUCUCACUGUUGGUCUUCAUUGCAGCGUCUGCAAUUCCUGUUGCAUUGUUUCUGGUUUUUGUUGUUGCCACCAUUGUGUUUACCUGCAUCGGAGUGAUUAUCGUGGAAGGCUUUUUAAUAACAUUGGGCGGUAUUACACUGCUCUGUGUGCUCGGUGGAUUAGGUGUGGUAUCCUUGGCCGUGUCCGGUGUGUUGAGUGUUCUCUACAUGUCCCUUACAACUCUGCUUAACUGCUGGCCCAUUCUACGGCUGUCAGUAAAAAAAUUCGCUAAUGGAAGCAGCAUUCAGCCAAUUCGCUUUUCAGCCUUAUACCAGGAUGCUACUAGUGAGGAGACUGAAUAAAUUGGACUAAUGCUUGGAGUGCUUCCUUGAGCUGAGCUUAAAAGGGCACUUUUUCGGAACAGUGACAUUUGUGGAUGUUUACCUGUCAUCACUGGGGGUCCAUGUUCAGCGCAGAAGGCUCGUCUUCUCCUGCAUCCUACACAUCCCAGGGAGAGAUGCCUAUUCCCACAGGGCCACAGCCUGCCGAAAUGGACAAGGCUUUCUUUAUUGCUUAUUGGAACUGGACAUUGAUUUUUCUUUCUUGAUUGCCCUUGUAACAACUGCGUUCUCAUUAAAUGUGCUGAGUAACUCAGCAACUGAACGACAGAAGGUCAUUCUGUUUCUCCAGCUUUAUCUUCACUCUAGGUCAGCAGAUGGAUAUUUUGUGUAAAACAUGGGGUACCUUUGUAUCUGCUGGUUUUAUAGCUUGUUAAAACUCAAGAGUUGUAAAUGUCUCUACCCAGCAGGAGGCAAAACUUUUCUACCCAAUGGGAGGUGAAAUUAACAGUGCUUUUUUGAAUGUGGAAAACACAUCCAAGCCUUAAGCCUUCUUUGUAACAGAGAACACAGUUGUCAAGUAACAUAGGUGGAAAAGAGGAUGUAUCUCUUUAUGACUGUAUUUUAAUACCUCAAGCACUUCGGUUCUAUAUACAGUGGUGCCUCACUUGACGAGGAUAAUCCGUUC
Messenger RNA from Pogona vitticeps (central bearded dragon), 1723 nucleotides. The record is from RefSeq and is a predicted model, not a curated record. Lineage: Eukaryota; Metazoa; Chordata; Lepidosauria; Squamata; Agamidae.